AGAUCUGGCCAUGUUCAGCUAAAGUGAGCUAAGAUCUGCUUAAGGUAGCUAUUCUCUACAAAUAUCAUUCCGGGGAACUCGCCAGGACCAUUCAUCCAAGGCCUAAGGCCACACUUCAUUUUCCAUAGACGAUACUCGUCACUCGUCACUCGAGAGACAUUAUUUUCUGUAGGGAUUAGGGAAAGCAACUCCCUGCCAUACAGAGAGAACAGAUAUGGGAAGCACAAGUACCUUAAUCUACACACCGAAAUUCAACAAUAACACCCACUACUGCUUCAAAUGCUUAAGCCCACUUCCAGUUCCAGUUCCCGUAUUUUCUUUUCACGUCAAUUGCAGGAAAUCCAAGUUUUUGAGCUUGUCAAACAGAAAAAGGUUCAAGAAAUUUAGCACCACUGUUUUCUCGGCCACGGAGAAGCAGCAAGAAUUGAGUAGCGGCGGUUUAAAUGGUGCUGGCCCAGCUGUUGAAGAUAGGCCUGAUUCUAGUGCUGGUGCAGGAGAAAGUAUAUUUCAAAAUGAUCGGCCAGAUAAUGGAGGAAAUGCUAUUUAUGAUUUCCUUUACCCUAGCCAAGAGCUCCUUCCAGACGAUAAAGAAAUGACCAUAUUUGAUCAUUUAGAGGAGUUGCGGCAAAGAAUCUUUGUCUCAGUUUUGGCUGUUGGAGCUGCUAUCAUGGGAUGUUUUGCUUUUUCCAAGGAACUCAUUAUGUUUCUCGAAUCUCCAGUUAGAGAACAAGGUGUUCGUUUUUUACAACUAGCUCCUGGCGAGUUUUUCUUUACAACUCUAAAGGUAUCAGGAUAUUGUGGCCUUCUAUUAGGAAGUCCUGUGAUUCUUUAUGAAAUCAUAGCCUUUGUUGUUCCUGGUUUAACAAAGGCAGAGAGAAGAUUCCUGGGGCCUAUUGUCUUUGGGUCGUCAAUACUUUUUUAUGCUGGCAUCGUAUUUUCUUACUAUGUUCUGACUCCUGCGGCCUUGACAUUCUUUGUCAGUUAUGCUGAAGGGGUAGUUGAAUCAUUGUGGUCCAUUGAUCAGUACUUUGAGUUUGUCCUUGUGCUCAUGUUUAGCACUGGAUUGUCUUUCCAGGUAAAGUUUAUUCUUUACACGUUUUUCCUUUCCACAUGGAUAACGUGUGUAUUCUAUUUUUGAACUGAUCUUCCCUUCUGUCAGAAAAACUAGUUUACUUAUAUUAUCCAUUUCCUCGUGGAAGAGGUUUGGGUAAAAGUAAUAGGGUGAUUGCGAAUUAAAAACCACCCUCCCCCUGAUUACUUCAUUUUGGUUCGACAGUUACCUACUAAGCUCAUUAUAGUU
Messenger RNA from Olea europaea var. sylvestris, 1300 nucleotides. Its product is annotated as sec-independent protein translocase protein TATC, chloroplastic-like. The coding region runs from base 215 to 1138 and encodes 307 amino acids. The transcript has 3 exons. NCBI's taxonomy places the organism in Eukaryota, Viridiplantae, Streptophyta, Magnoliopsida, Lamiales, Oleaceae. Gene Ontology annotation, biological process: protein transport by the Tat complex; intracellular protein transmembrane transport. Gene Ontology annotation, molecular function: proton motive force dependent protein transmembrane transporter activity. The record is from RefSeq and is a predicted model, not a curated record. Gene Ontology annotation, cellular component: membrane; TAT protein transport complex.